AAUUCUUCAACGUAAGAGAAGGGAAUGACCCUCAGCUUUCAGACCGUGUGGGGUACAUAAAAGAGGAACCUGCCGAGAACUAUCAUCACAAUCCUCUCUCAGCCUUCUCCAGAAGAACAACAGGAUAAUCCAAAACUUGCAAAAAUGAAAUUCAUCAUUGCUCUCGCUUUCUUGGCUGUUGCCAUUGCCGCACCGCAAGGAGACAAGAAACCAAUUGAAAUUAUUUCAUCCAACAGCGAAAUGAACGCCGAUGGCAGUUACUCGUUUGCUUUCGAGAGUGCCGAUGGCACAAAAGUGUCAGAGAGCGGCAACCAGAAACAAGUCGGACCUAAACCCGAAGACAUUGGAACCGUCUCCAAAGGAUCUUACUCUUUCACUACUCCCGAUGGUGUUGUCCUCACCGUCAACUGGGUCGCUGAUGAGAAUGGAUUCCAGGCCACCGGUGAUCAUUUGCCUACUCCUCCCCUGCCCGAGCACGUCGUGAAGAUGUUGGCUGAUUUGAAGGCUGCCGGUGUUCUGUAAACCUGUACAUAUAUUACCCAUCCACUUGUAAACAACAAAACCAAAAUGAAAUUGUUCCGAUCACUUUGUACCACUUCAAUAGCAAUGCUCCCUACUUUUUCUGGAAGUGGAAUACAUAGCAAACGUCUAUUUCCGUAAAA
Molecule: messenger RNA, 662 nt
Organism: Daphnia magna
Lineage: Eukaryota; Metazoa; Arthropoda; Branchiopoda; Diplostraca; Daphniidae
Product: larval cuticle protein 1-like
Cellular component (GO): chitin-based extracellular matrix
Molecular function (GO): structural constituent of chitin-based larval cuticle
Source: RefSeq, a predicted model, not a curated record